CAGCCUCCAUUCACCAUGUGUUUGAGAGUCAAGUUCUACCCUCCUGAGCCUGCUGCUCUCAAGGAGGAAAUCACUCGAUACCUUGUCUUCCUGCAAAUUAAGAGAGACCUCUACCACGGUCGGCUCCUGUGUAAAACCUCGGAUGCGGCCAUGCUGGCUGCUCACAUCCUUCAAGCCGAGAUUGGUGAUUAUGACCCUGGGAAGCAUCCCGAAGGUUACAGCUCCAAAUUCCAGUUCUUCCCUAAACAUUCGGAGAAGCUGGAGCGCCGGAUUGCAGACAUACACAAGACAGAGUUGAUUGGACAGACCCCUGAAACAUCAGAGCGAAAUUUCCUGCAGAAAGCCCAGAUGCUGGAGACAUAUGGUGUUGAUCCGCAUCCAUGCAAGGAUGUGUCUGGGAACCCAGCUUUUCUCGCCUUCACGCCAUUUGGUUUUGUGGUGCUUCAGGGAAACAAGAGAGUUCAUUUUCUAAAAUGGAACGAGGUGACCAAACUGAAGUUUGAAGGAAAGACGUUCCACGUAUAUGCAAAUCAGAAGGAGAUCAUCUUGACAUACUUUGCGCCCACACCGGAGGCAUGCAAGCACCUUUGGAAGUGCGGAGUGGAGAACCAAGCUUUCUAUAAGCUUGAUAAGUCAAGUCAGGUUCGCACGGUGUCCAGCAGCAACCUGUUCUUCAAGGGCAGCCGUUUCCGUUACAGUGGACGAGUGGCAAAAGAGGUGAUGGAGCAGAGUGCCAAAAUCAAACGCGAACCUCCAGAAAUACACAGGGCUGGCCUCGUGCCCAGCAGAAGUUGUCCAUCCAUCACCCACGGGCCUCGACUCAGCAGUGUACCACGCACGCGUCGGAGAGCUGUGCACAUAUCCAUCAUGGAGGGUCUGGAGUCGUUGCGUGACAGUGCCCACUCUACACCGGUGCGUUCAGUGUCCCAUGGGGAAUCCUUCAUGCCACGCUCCCGGAGCCAGGCCACGGACGCCAGUGAGAGGACUGCGGUGAUCUCGGACGAGGCCUACAGCCCCUCCGACAGCGUCCUGCCCACCCCGGUGGCCGAGCACAGCAUGGAGCUGGCUGCCUCGCGCCAGAUCAACGGGGCGCCCUGCAGCAUCGAGGAGGAGAAGGAGUCGGAGGCAGGCACCCCCAUGCAAGGGGAAGGAGGUGAUUUUGGUGCGGACGGUAGAUCUGCACACGAAGGGGCGGGGGGUGACUCUGCCCUCAGCGAGGUGGAACAGGUGAAUAAAUUUGUCUUAAGUGUCCUCCGUUUGCUCCUUGUGACCAUUGGACUCCUCUUUGUCUUGCUCCUCCUCCUCAUCAUCCUCACCGAGUCAGACCUUGACAUUGCAUUUUUACGUGAUAUCCGCCAGACCCCCGAAUUUGAGCAGUUCCAUUACGAAUACUUUUGUCCCCUCAGGCGGUGGUUUGCCUGCAAGCUCCGCUGGGUGGGCGGGUUGCUCAUUAACAAGUGAGAGUGAGGUCGUAGAGUUCAUAAGCCCGUUCGGGGGUCUGGGAAGACGGUUAGGACUCCGGAGCGAUGGAGGGCAGCCUCGUCCCAACCAUGAACCCUGCUUCUCUCAUCAUCCUCCUGCAGACAUACAGCUUGGACCACUCCUGGUAACACCGGGCCAGGAUCUCUCUUCCUCUCCUCCACUUUGAGUUAACCCCCCCACCCCCACCAAACCACCUCCUCGUUUCGCUUGUUUUCUUCUCCUUUUUUUUUCUACAAAACCAGAAGACUUUUUUUCCCCCCUUUUUUCUUUUUUAUUUCAAGUCAUUUCAGGCAUUUUAUUUUUUCAAAUAACACAAAGGAAAAAAAUUAAAAACUGAAAUCAAAGAACUGAAGAAUUUUAAACAGUUCCUUUUAAAGGAACGGAAAAGUUUGUUGCAACGGAUGAACGUUGCCUUCAUUUAUUAUUUAUUGCUUUUAAACAUGUAUUUGCAUAAGAAAAGGAAAAGAGAUGAUGGGAGAGAAGUUGAUCUGAAAUUAAGAUGGAAGUAAGUUAUGUGAUAGUUGAUAGGCCUACUGCCGUGACACGUAUGUGAGGCGAAGUAGUGUAAUAUCUUUUGAUAUUGAUUCAUCCUCAUCGGGAGUCAGCUAGACAAACAGCAGAUUCACCUCAUCAGGAAAAACAGAACAAUUUGAAGGGAAUAAUAGUGAAGGUUCAUGAAGCAGAGAACAGACAGGGUGACUACCAAAUGCCUUUUACGAGAAGAUGCCCAUGACUGUUGGCAGGUUUGAAAUUUGUGGAUUGUUUUCGGACACAAUUACACUUACAAUGGUGUACAACAUAAACUGGUGAAAGAUUAAAGUUGUUUUAUAACAUUUUAUAAGGAUACAGUAAAAUAAACCAGUACCAAUAGUGUUAUGUGACCCAGUAGUGUCAGACGCGGUUAGUGAAAUAUUCAUGACGAAGAGAAAAAGAUUCACUGGCACCAAUAGAUGAUAGUCUAGAUAGAUGUGCAAUGCUCAUACGGUUUUAAUAAUUAUGUACUUUUUGAAUGUGCUCAUUUGUUCUGUUGUUCUGUUAUUUCUCCAAUUCAUUUGAUUUGCAUUUUUUUCAUCAAGUUGAAAUUCGAUGAAUUUCGAUAAUGUCUUUGUAUGAAGAGUUUAUCGUUCAUUUUGGUUUCAUAUCAACCUUGCUCUUAGGUUUAUGUAUCAUACUAUAUUAUUAUUAUUAGAAUAAGAAUAAUGAUGUACUUUUUGUACAAAUUAGUUUGUUUCCUAAUAUAUAUUGACAGGUUUUUCAUGUAUAUUUUAACAGAACUGAAAUGUUAUUUUGUUAUUGAAGAUUAAAUUAUACCUUUUUUAGCGCUGUGUUUCAAGUAAGGUCAGAAGCAUUUAUGGAAAUGUGGAAAGGGGGGACUAAAAAACAGUGUUUUUAUCCAGAUCCACUUAACACUGAUCACACCUCUCGACACUCCACCAGCAGUGAAUCAGCCUUCAGUGUGUGUACAAUUUUAAUGAUAAUUUUAAACAUGUAUUUGUACAGAAUAAAAUCUGGAGAUGUCAUUAUGCCAUCACAAAUACCAAAUAAUUCAAAAACACAUUUUCAUCUUUUAUAACAUCUUAUUUUUACUUGAAGAGUUUGGAGAGGUGACUCUGAGCCUGAUCGAUACUGGAUCUGCACUAAAAACUAAAGACUUGUUCCUUGACCCACAAAGUCUGUUGUGUAACAUUUAUUUGAAGACUUGAGCUGAAACGAUUAGUUCAUUGAUUGGUAGAAAAUGAAUUGGCAGCUAUUCUGAUAAUCAAUUAUAAGCAAAAAUACCAAACAUUUCUGGUGUCAGCUUUUCCAACGUUUUCUGCUUUUCCCUCUGUAAUACUGUAUCGUAAAAUGAAUUGGGUUUGAGUUCUAAGAAAUUAUAGUGGGUAUUUUUCACUAUUGUCUGACACUGUCUGAUAAUUAAUCGAUUAAUCUAGAUAAUAAUAGGUAAAUAAUUGUUAGUUGCAGCCCUAAACGAAACAUGUUGUCACCAAUAAAUUAAGAAUGAACAAUUAAACGUUAUAAUCUUUGGUUGGGGUAACAUCGCAGUCUGUUUAACAAACUACAGCAUGUAAUGCAGAUACCAGUUAAUCUGUGAUAAACCAAUAUUGGUCAAUAAUAUCUGCCCCUUAUAUUUAUCGGUCAGGCUCUGGACUCUUCUGCCUCACAGCUCCAGGGAGCAAUAACUGUCAUGGCUGCUGGAUUCUGGGUAAAAUCUGUUUUUUGUACUGGGUGUCUACCUCCUGUACCAAGUGCAGGUGUAAGUGUUAGUAUGUCUGUAUGUAGGAAUGGAAACAAGAUUCAAGGUGAUUGAGGUGGAGAUUUUGACAGAGAGGGAGAAAAAGUCAUUAUUUUGGAAAAGCCGAGAAGGACUUAGAGGAAAGAAAAGAGAGAAAGCUGUAGAGACUGAGAGAUAUCAGAGGCCUUCGAGAGAGGUUCAAGUGAUCAGUCUGCUUCUUUGAAAGUGGUAUAGAAAAAAACAAAUUGGAUAUGAAAGACACUUGGUGACUCAUCAAUCUAAUGGCUGUACAGGGUUGCUUGUUUUUGGCCUGCUAUUUCAAACACCACAUUCUCAUACCAGCAUCUGCAGCUGCUCCACUGAAGCCCCGAUGGUGCUACCUUCUUUGUUUUGCUCCUGUGUAAUUCGAGCGUGUCAGUCCUCGGCUAAAUUGUAGUCCUGACCACAGAGUAACAUGCACUUUGGCGUUGUGGCUGGAUCCACUCCUGUAGCUCAUUAUCCCUCACAAACUGCGGUUAUCUGUGGUGGACGGGGCAGCACCGACAUUUCCCAGCACAAUGCUAGAGGGAAUAUCAAAUCAUUAGAGCUAUGUUAGCAAGAAACCUGUCAUGCAGACGGUGUAGGAGCUUAUUUAUGUCAUGUGAAUCAACUUUUGACUCGGAUACAUCCAGUAAAAUAGCAGAUGCAAAGAUGAAGCACAUUUUUUCCCAGUGGUGUGGAGCAGGGUGGCCCGGUUGACUUUAUUGUGUACAUUCAUGCUUCAUAUUUAUUACUUCUUUACGGACAUGAAAGGUCAACAUGACCGACCAGUCCAGCCAGGCUGUGUUGUUAGCAGGACAUCGUUUAAAGGUCAGUCUGCAAAGGUGUUUCUCAUACAUCUAUCAGCAUUAUGUAGCUUCAGUGGUCUCUCUGAACAUGCAACAAUUAAGACAAAAUCAAGGCAGCAUUAUUCAAGGAGCAAUAAUCAGCCGUGAGAGCAAAAAUAUGUGAUUUACAAACUUGUGUAUGAAAAUCCGAUGAUUAAGAAGUCAAUUAUGUCCUUUCUGUUUCUAGAAAAAACACUUACCAAAUUGCUGUUGUGCUGACUCUAAUGAUGAUGUGACCACUGAGACACUUAGUUGCCGUUGCAUUGAUUAGUAAUAUUUUAUAAAAGAUACCCCAUUUUCCUUAGAGACCUCUUGUGUGGAUGUUUAUUCUGCUGUUUUCUUUGCUGUUUCAUUUUUAAGUGACAGAUUGUUUUCUGUGCCUGGAUCCUAACUGCAGUUUACCAAAGUCGCAAAGAUGAAGGAAUGGAGAACGAAAGACACAACAUCCCACAACAACUGUAUUACAGACUACUCCAUCCUUAAAUCUCCCAGGCCGAGAGGGCAAAAACAGUGUCCAUCUCUGUCUGAAACCGUUUGUGAUGUGCACUGGUCAGGCCCGAAAUCUCUGUCUUAAUUUGUCUUUACAGGCACGAUUCCUGUGACAAACCUGACUUUAAUUUUACAUUUCAGUUUGCUGUGUCAUGUUUACAUACUUUACAGUUCUUUUUACCUCAUGGGAGAUGGCUACAGUUUCGGCCAGAUGUGACUUUUGAUGAACGAGUGUGAUUGUCAUCCAUGGUUUAUAAAUUAGAAACAGCUCGUCUGUCCCUGAAAAGCAGCAGUGAAGGUGCAGCCAUGCAAAUACAAUGUGGUCCAGUGGAAGAUUACGCAUUGAUCCUUGUGGUUAAAUUUGAUACGCAGGGGAUGGACUCAAUAAUAGAAACACCCACGUGGUAUAAUGUAAUGCCAUAUAACAACCAAGCAACAAAUCCUACAUUUGUGAAACUUUUGUUCAGUUUUUACAAAUGCAGCAUCAAACAGAUGUUUCGGUUCAUUUCAGUCAUUUUUUUGCGGUGUUAUCGUACUGGACUUAACUGUGAGGCGUUCUUGUUAUUUUGUCUACCCCCUGUGUUUUCCUACAUAUUUCAGCAAUCAUAACAUAGGUAGCUUAAAAACCAGUAUAUGUAUGACAUAAUGAGGAGUUUCAAAGAAUGUCAUUAGUUGUCCUUCAAACAUAACUUUUGAAAGUUUUUGUUGACAUUUAUGAUGAAAAAUAAUUACGUAACCAAUUUAGAUGAUCGAAAGAAAGCGAUUUAUAUGCAAUUAGCUACCUAAAUCUCAUUCCUGGCCACGAUCCCUAACACAUGAAUGUGGAUGAUGCAUGUGAGGGAUGAAUGGAUGAAACUAGUCGUCAUAACUGAAGACUGCUUUUUGCCCUGGUCAGCUCCCAGUAGACAGACCCUCACACGACCAUGCAUACACGUCAAUAAGUGUAUCUGCAUAUCCAUGUCUGGUGGUGUGCUAUGUAGUCUGCAUCGUUCUACCCUGGGAUUGAAGAUUGCUGUUUAAUUACGUUAUAUAUACAAGUAUAUAUAUAUAUAAAUCCAUGUGCCAAAUCCAGUUCUUGUUCAGUCUGAUCCAUUCCGAACCCAUGUUUGUACUGUAGGUAACCUUCUGUACAAGUCAGUAUAAAAUAUUGUUUCUCUCCAAUAGUCCCGUGUAACUGGUGCCAUUAAAUAAAACUAUUCAAACUUGAAAUAAACAUUGAAUAAAAAUGUG
Messenger RNA from Morone saxatilis (striped sea-bass), 6300 nucleotides. Its product is annotated as FERM domain-containing protein 5. Gene Ontology annotation, cellular component: cytoskeleton. The record is from RefSeq and is a predicted model, not a curated record. NCBI's taxonomy places the organism in Eukaryota, Metazoa, Chordata, Actinopteri, Moronidae. The transcript is spliced from 11 exons. The coding region runs from base 16 to 1461 and encodes 481 amino acids.